AUGGAAAAGAUUAUCAAGGCUCAUCAAACAAUUGUUGAUAAUGAAAAAAGCAUUCGUAAGAUUAGUAUUGAUAGUAAUGUCAUGAAAUUUGAUAUUUCAAAUCUCACAUCAUUUUCAUUUCCUGUUUAUCCUCAUUCUUCUCUUGUUCCAUUGUCUUCAUUGGAUAUUGAGUCUAUUACAAUUCUCAAUAGAGUCAAUGACUUUGCUUUAGACUCUCUUAACCGUUUGGCUCAAUUUGAAUAUUCAUUAAAAGAAAAACAAAACACUCUCGAGUCAAUUGUUCUUGACAAUGAACAUGCUCAAAAGACACAACGAGAUGAGUUUGAGAAACAGAAAAAUGAAAUUCUCAAUAAAGUUCAAAGUAAAAACCAACAAGUCCAGACACUUCAAAAAGAAAUUGAGAAGAUGCUCUAUGAAAUUAACACGAAAAAACAAACUAUUCAAACAAAGAACAUCCAAAUCAAUCAACUCAAAGAAAAAAAGGAGUGUGAGUUUAGAAAUUUGUUGUGUUCUACUGUCCAUUUAAACCAUACUAAAGAAUCAUCUUCUAUCCCUCCAAAACCUCCUAAACAAAAACAAAAAAGAACUAGAAAACAAACGGUACUAUUUCCAAACUUGGUGAAAUAA
Molecule: messenger RNA, 627 nt
Organism: Entamoeba histolytica HM-1:IMSS
Lineage: Eukaryota; Evosea; Mastigamoebida; Endamoebidae
Exons: 1
Coding region: 1-627 (208 amino acids)
Source: RefSeq, a predicted model, not a curated record